This is a messenger RNA of Zeugodacus cucurbitae (melon fly), 1344 nucleotides long. Its product is annotated as putative carbonic anhydrase 3. The transcript has 4 exons. Gene Ontology annotation, molecular function: zinc ion binding; carbonate dehydratase activity. The record is from RefSeq and is a predicted model, not a curated record. Gene Ontology annotation, cellular component: cytoplasm. NCBI's taxonomy places the organism in Eukaryota, Metazoa, Arthropoda, Insecta, Diptera, Tephritidae. The coding region runs from base 163 to 1236 and encodes 357 amino acids.
UGUUUUCAACUCAUUUUAUUUUUUUUACUGUCAAAUCACUCAAAUUGUUUUAAACCAAACGACAAACAAUAAAAACCGUGUUAUAUAUAAAUACAAAUCAAGUUAAGGAUUAACUUUGAAUCCUUACUAUUCCAAGUUUAAAUCGCAUAAUAUAGUAACGCAAUGGUAGAAUGUUCGUUGUGCUCGUUGCUGAAUUUUCUAUUCAAUUGCAUCUACCAUGUGAUCAGUUGCGCUUUGGAGUACCCACUGGUGGUGAUGGCGCUCAGUUUUCUAAUCGCGUUGGUUUUCGUCACAAAUAUCUAUACGGCCAAAUUGAUUUGUGAUUUUCGUUGUCCGGGUCGUGGUGCCUCCGCAGGCGGUGGCAGUUGUGGCACGGCUGCAGGCGGUGGUGGUGGUGAAUAUAAUAGUUCAAUGAAUUUUGAUUAUGGACCUGAUAAUGGACCACACAAUUGGCGUUGCUCAGAUGCGAAUCAAUCGCCCAUCAAUAUAAUCGAAGAGAAUGUGCAAAAAUUUCCCAUUCGUGAAUUACUCUGCUGGAAUCACUACGACGAUUUGCCCAAUGGCAUUAUGCUGGAGAAUAACGGUCAUACAGUUGUGCUGCGCGCCUGCUUCUCGGGCAAUACUCCAACUGUCAGUGGCGCUGAUCUGCUGGCCUGUUACACUUUUGUUGAGUUGUGCUUCCGUUGGAGUCUGCUGAGCAAUGAUGGCUCAGAGCACAUGCUGAAUUAUCGCAAAUUUCCAUUAGAACUACAGGCAAUGCACCGCACCGGUCCAACUGGUGAUUGCACAUCCAGCUAUGACCUGCUCAUGGUUGGCUACUUCUUUGAGGUGUCAGCGAAUAAUCCUUAUCUCGAUCCGCUUGUGCAAAAUUUACAUCGUAUACAGAAACCGGGUUCCAAAAUCGAAAUUCCACCAUUUCCUCUCUCCUAUCUACUCUAUCAAUUUCGUACUGGCUUCUACAGUUAUGGCGGUUCGCUAACUGAGCCACCCUGCUACCAAGGUGCCGAAUGGUUUCUCUUUCCCGAACCUUUGGCGAUCAGCGAACGCCAGCUGAGUGAAUUCCGUCAGUUACUCUCGAAGGACGGCAAAACACGCAUUCUGCGCAAUUCGCGUCCCGUUCAAAAUAUCAAUUGCACACGUGUGGUGAACUUGAAUCAGUAUAAUCCUAUUGAAGCUUGCCAAAUGGAGCCGCCCGUGUCUGAGGUACAAUGUGAGGAUGAGGAAAGUUUCGAAUAGCAUUGCUAUUCUUAAAUAUGAAACAUUCAGAAUCUAAUAUAAUAUUAACUUGUAUAUUUGUAAAUUUAUUUUACGAAAAUAUAUGCCGCGAUACAGUUUAUGUAUAAA